UUUUGCUUGUGUGAGUAACAAACAGUGUAAUUUUUUGGUUCCAGAAGAAAAUUUAUUAAUUAUUUAUAAUAAUUUGACAGCUAGCCAUAUUUAUGUUUCGUUGUCUUACUUAAUGAAAUUAAUAUUUUUUUUACAAAAAUUGCAGUACAGUUUGUUAUGGUUUAAUAUAAAUGUUACUUCAUGAUAAAAUAUAUAUUAGAUCCCUUAGAUUAAAUAUAGUGAUAGACCUAUAAUAAUAUUAAUAAGUAUUCAAAACGGCUUUGAUUACAAUGAACGAGAAUACAAAAAAGAUUCUUUUUAAUAAGUCUACGUUGCUCAGCCUUAAAGCAGAGCUUUUAAAAAAACAGGAACAGGUUUUAGAGCAGAAGCAAUUGCCUAAGAAUAAAUUAGAGAACUUUAAACCAUCACAUGCUAAUAAUACUCAUGCAGACAAAAAUGCUGAUAAGUCAUCAAAACCAAGUUUUAAAGAAAAAUUGAAAGCUGUUGAUACAGAGGAAUUGGAAGCUUGUAGGAAAGCCAAAUUAGUAUUGGAGAAGAAAACAGAGUUAUAUGAACAUCUGUCGGAUGGUGCUGGUAAUUCACAACUUGCUGGUAGAUUUCUUGUUGAUUUUAAAUCUAAAAAGCAAGAGCAGGCUAUAGAAUUUUUAGUCAAGAACUCUAACAAUAUUGAAAGUGCAAGCAAUGAUGAUGGAGGUAUAUCAUUUGUACAGGACGAUCCAAGUGAAUGGACUGAGUUCACGGAUUGUUUGGGGCGAACACGCAAAUGUCACAAGUCUGACUUAGAAACAUAUCAGAAAAGAGAUAAAGACCUAUUGAGGGCAGUUAAUAAGGAUAAAGCAAAUAUCGGAGUGGAAGAUGAGGAAAAAAGUGAUGUAUCUACUACAACCACAGAGAAACCGUUUUUGGUGCAAAAGACAAAUGAUUACCUGUUGUCAUUACGGCAAAAAUGGGAGGAAAAAGAGAGAGAUUUAUUAGCCAAAGAUAAAGACAUACAUUAUCAAGACUUGCUGUUCGAUGAGGCACGUAUACACGGUGUCGGUUAUUACUCGUUUAGUACCGACGAGACAGAACGUCGAAAGCAAAUGGAAGAGUUGGUGAAGCGUCGGCAAGAAACAUUGAAAGCGCAACAGGAUGCAGAGGAGGCUAGAAAAAAACGAGAUGCUCUGUUGGCUGCCAGGGUGGCGGCGGCACGAGCGCGCCAGAGGGCCAGGGCUGGCCUUCCGCCUGAGGAACCGAAAGAUAAUGAAAAUGAUUUCACUACACGUUUAAUGGAAUUUUUAACGCAACAGAAAAAUGAAGCCGAUGAAAAGGCGAAACAAACUGAAACGAAAAUUCGUGAGGAGCAAGAAAAAGAAAGACAAAAGUUACGUGAGGCCUACGUACGUGAAUGGGAUUUGGGCAAAGAGGGAGUUGAUGAGAAAAUUAAGAAGUUUAGGGAAAUGACACAAGAAGAAUAUGUUGAUCAACAGAGAGACAAAAGAAUAGAAGAAUUCGCCCCACCACAGACUUUACAGAUCAAUAAAUCUAACUAUUCAUUUGACACGACUGGUAGAAUGAUUAAUUUAGAAACAAAUAUGCCAGUGGAAAAGAGAUGGUCAGACGUUAGACCUAGAGUAAAAACUCCACCACCACCUAUUAUUGGGGAUAUAAGUGAAGAAAAGGGACUUUAUUUUUCUACAGUUAAGAAACCUGGACAUAAUGUUAAGUACAGAAAUUUUAUUAAAGCUCACGAAGAUACUCCCAUAGUAAAUGAGAUUGAUGAAAAUGAAGAUGCCGUUCAAGAUCGAAGUAACAGGCCCGUGAAAAGAGCAAAUGAAACAAACCAUAUAGAAGUAGCUCCACCGCCAACUUAUGACUAUUAUGGACCAGUACCUAAACAUGUUAAGUUUGAAAAACCAUUUGUGUCUGAUAUUAGAGAAGCAUAUGCACAAGGAUCUAAAAGUUUAGAAACCAAAACGAGUAAUAAGCAACUACCAAAGCAUUAUGAUUUUACUUUUGAUUGAUUGCUAUUUAAAUAAAACAUU
Molecule: messenger RNA, 2024 nt
Organism: Achroia grisella
Lineage: Eukaryota; Metazoa; Arthropoda; Insecta; Lepidoptera; Pyralidae
Product: coiled-coil domain-containing protein 174
Exons: 7
Coding region: 270-2003 (577 amino acids)
Cellular component (GO): nucleus
Source: RefSeq, a predicted model, not a curated record